GCCCACUGCAUCCAUCUGGAACGAUCAGCCCAGCCCAGCCCAGCCCAGCCUUUUCAGCCUGGACGCUGCUCGCUUGGGGAUCACUGGUCAGCAGAGAACAUCUCAAUACAACGCUCUAGCUUCCAUCACCAACGGAGCUUGACAGCAACGAGCAACGAGAAGAGGUAGCAGGAAUUCAACUCCACUUUCGGCGCCGAGCUAGCCAGCUGGAUGGAACAGCCACGUUGACGACGACAACGAAGACAAGAUGGCGUCCGAAAAGGUCUUUGCGCUUCACGAUUUUGAAGCUGAGAAUCCAGACGAAGUUUCGUUUCGGGCUGGCGAGACAGUCGUCGUCGUCGAAAAGGAUGAUGCGUACGGCGAUGGAUGGUGGCAGGGGACAAAUGAGAGGGGCGAAACGGGUCUCUUCCCUUUCUCCUACACGACCUUCGAUGAGAGCCUUGCAAGAAGCGCCUCGUCACAGGGUGGUGCCGGGCCACCUGGAAGUAAUGGCAAGGAAAUGAAUGCGACCAUGGCCGACAUUGAUGAAGCUCUCGCGGGCCUCGGCACGAGGAACGGUGGCAGCGGUGGUGGUGUCGCCUCGAGCGGAGGCCGACCCGGUCCUGGCGAGCCGAGGGCGUCCUUUGCAAGCGAGCGUACCGGCGACUUCUCGGUAGGCGAGACCGAAGAGGGCGCCAACGAUGCCGACGACGACUACGAGAGCAGAGCAAAGGCAAGGGCAGCUCUCGCGGUCAAUGCGCAGCGCAACCAUCUCAAAGACGAGGACCUCGAUGAGGAAGAGAGGGCGGAGCAGGCGAGGAUGAAGGCGCAGGCCCAACGAGUCUUCGAGGAAGAAGAGGCUCGACAGCGAGAGCUACUGCUCAAAAAGGAGCAGGAGAGGAAGAAGUCGGUAGCAGAUGGCACGCUGCAGACUACCGAGAAGCCCAAGGUGGCACCCAUCGAGGGCGUCGAAAUGAGCGACGAGAGCGACAGCGAGGGAAGCAUCGGUGGCGACCUUGGCGGCGAGGAACCACCGCAGACGCACGCACCCUUGUUCGGGGCCUCUACCGACAGCCAGCAGCAGCAACAGCCGAGUGUCUCAAUGGACAACAAAGACAAGCCAAACGGCUCGGACCAGCCGAGAGAGAACCUGACUGCAAACCGGAGCCUGUCGCCCAUUCCAAGCGCCUCUGGCCACAGUCAAGGUGCACAGGCCUCGCCCCCCGUCUCUGCCGGCACCGCCGCUAGCGCUGCUGGUGCAGGGGCCAUUGCAGCUGCCAUCGCCUCUGGCAGCACCUCAGGUGCCGCUCAGCCGCUGCCCAGCUCGGCCGUGAGCGAGGUCACGCCCGCCAAACCAUAUGAGGAACGCAAUGAUCAGCGGAGCGUCGAUAGCUCUCGAGGUCGCUAUUCCGGUGUGUCUGAUGGUCCGUUGGCCGCCGGGACGAUGGUCGGAAGCACAGGUACAGCUCCCACCUCGGUCCAAGGCACUGAGACGCCGAAGAGCUUGAGCCAAAGUCAGGGUCUCAUGGCCGCUGCAAGCCCCGCCCCAAGCACGGUGGGCAGCCGGCCUGCAGGCCCAGGAGGCGAUCCUCACGAGUGGAAUGUUGAGCAGGUUGUCGAGUGGGGUCGCUCAAAGGGCUGGGACGAAGGCGCUGUCGUGAGCAAGUUUGCCGAGCACGAGAUCUCUGGCGAUGUCCUCAUGGAAAUGGACGUCAACAUCCUCAAAGAAAUCGACAUCAUUGCUUUCGGAAAGCGCUUCCAGGUGGCCAACGCCAUCAAAGAUCUCAAGAAGGCGCAUGGUGGUGCUACUGGAGAACCGUCGCCAAUGGUGGGCAACACUUCAUGGUCUUCUACCCAAGAUGGCAACUCGGCCCCAGCUUCCGCCAACGCCGUCCUCCAACAGCAGCAACAGCAGCCUCAACAGACUCUCCUUGCCAACGGACUGACACAAACGCCUUCGAGCACCAGCUCGUUUGGUGUACAGCCGCAGAGCGCCCCUACGAUGGGUUCUGGGUCUGUGUCCCAACACAAUGCUUUCGGAGUAGGGGCGCUGGCGACCGGCUUGGCCGCGGGUGCUGCAGCUGCGAAUAUGAGCCAGUCGCAUUCGGCCCAAGGAGGUCGCCUCUCUCCCAAUAUGCAACAGGAUCUCCGCAGACAAGCUUCUGACAACGACAUGGCACAGCGUCAAUCCGUGGCUUCGGGUGGCGUUGGAUCAUCUGGCUGGCAAACUCGACCUCGUACGGCGGCAAACGACUCGCAAUGGGACAAUUAUGCAACGCCCCACUCUGCAGAGAUCAUGAGCGACGAUGAACCUCUCUCCAACCUCGUAGGCUCCAAGAAGUCGUCGACCAACUCCCGCAAGCUUUCUCAAGACGAUUUGAGCCCCACAUUUGGGUCCAUGUCGCCCUCAUCUCGCAAGCGAGAGUCGGGCGGAAGCGGACGAGCGACGGGCUCUGGAGAACGAAUGUCUUUCUUUGCUGGCUUGGCACCACAGCGCAACCGCAAGCCCCCACCUAAGGUCCAGACGGGUGCGGCGGCGGGUGCACCUGGCCAAAGCGUGUUCGAAGAGUCGCCAGGCAAGCAGGGUACGUUCUCGCGCCUUGGUUUCAACCGAAUGCGCGGCAGCAACAACCAAUCUUCUCAGCACUCCAACGACGAGAACGCCAUAAAGAACAAAAUCUCGCUACCCACGAGCAGCCCCACGUAUGACUCGAUGGGCGACACGGCCCGCCGAAACCGUCAGAGUCAACAGAGCGCCGGCAGCGGCGGCCUAGCCAACUUUGGCGGCUACGGUGGCGGACACGCCAAGCAGGCAAGCGUCGGUAGCGCAGGUGCCGGCGCGGGUAUCCCAAGUGGUGAUUGGGGGCUUCCUUCUCCAACGCCUGGCGAGCCAAGCACACCGAGCGAAGGCCCUGUCAUGGUUCGUAUCCGGCCUGUCGACUUUGAAGGUUGGAUGAAGAAGAAGGGCGAGCGCUACAAUACUUGGAAGCCCCGCUACUUGGCGCUGAAAGGGUCUGAUCUAGUCCUGCUCCGUGACCCCACGGCACCUAAGAUCAAGGGUUACGUCUCGAUGAAGGGCUACAAGGUCAUCGCCGAUGAAAAUACCAACCCUGGCAAAUAUGGCUUCAAGAUCUUGCACGAGAGCGAAAAGCCGCAUUACUUCUCAUCGGACGAUCCUAUCGUCGUACGAGAAUGGAUGAAAGCGCUGAUGAAGGCGACCAUCGGACGUGAUACGAGCCUGCCCGUCAUUUCUUCGUACAACAACGCGACCAUUUCGCUCAAGGAGGCUCAACGCAUGAACCCACCACCAAGGCCGCCGAGCCCCACAUCGCGAGCUAGAGCACAACGAGCGACAGCUCGCGCCAACAAGGACCAGCUCACCGCAAAGGACGCCAGUGUCCUGAUGGGCCUUCAACAACCUUCUGACGCUCGACCGAUGGGGUUGUGAGUCAACUUUUUCUUCUUUUUUUUCACAUCUCUACUCUUUUUUCCUCUCUCUUCGCGUCACACCCGCGUUUCCGCUUUGGAGGAUCCUCUUUGCAUCUUCAUGCAUGAUACCAUGGGAGCCAUCAAGUGACGAACCCGCGAGAUGGCUUAAGAAUCCGCGGACGGCACUUGGCUUUCAUUUUACCUGCCGCUUCUCCUCAUUCCUACCCGCUCUUCUCUAAAUCUAUAAAAGCUCUCGGCUCUCUCUCAAUUUGAUGGAAGGAAUCGCUCCCGC
Acaromyces ingoldii is the source of this 3700-nucleotide messenger RNA. RefSeq lists its product as hypothetical. The coding region runs from base 248 to 3427 and encodes 1059 amino acids. Gene Ontology annotation, molecular function: phosphatidylinositol binding; protein binding. NCBI's taxonomy places the organism in Eukaryota, Fungi, Basidiomycota, Exobasidiomycetes, Exobasidiales, Cryptobasidiaceae. The record is from RefSeq and is a predicted model, not a curated record. Gene Ontology annotation, cellular component: cytoplasmic vesicle; plasma membrane. Gene Ontology annotation, biological process: endosomal transport; endocytosis; plasma membrane tubulation. The transcript has 3 exons.